Messenger RNA from Sporothrix schenckii 1099-18, 1152 nucleotides. Its product is annotated as ketohexokinase. The transcript is spliced from 4 exons. The coding region runs from base 1 to 1152 and encodes 383 amino acids. NCBI's taxonomy places the organism in Eukaryota, Fungi, Ascomycota, Sordariomycetes, Ophiostomatales, Ophiostomataceae. The record is from RefSeq and is a predicted model, not a curated record.
AUGAAGCACCUCAUUCUCACCGGGGCAUGCUACGUCGACACAAUCUUAAGCAUUCCCCGAUUUCCUGGCGAGGACGACAAGCUGCGCGCAACAGCCUGCCAGAUCCGUCGUGGCGGCAACUGUCCCAACUCGAUCGAGGUGCUGCUGCAGCUGCUGCAGCCGCCAAAGAGCGCGAACGGACCAGGCGCAGACGAGGACGCCGAUGUGGCCACCUACCUGAUCGCGAGCCUCCCUGCGCGCGAUGCGCCGGCGACGGCCAUGAUCGCAGGCUCGUUUCGCCCCGCAGCUGGCGUCGACCGGGAGGCGGAGGCCCGCCGGCCCAACCUUGAUCUGUGCCUGUACCGCGACGGCCACAUGGCACCCGCGAGCUGCUACGUCCUGCGGUCGGCCGCCACAGGCUCGCGCACGAUUGUCAACCACAGCGACCUGCCGGACAUGACGGCGGACGAGUUCCUGGCGGUGGCCGUCCUUUUUUUUGACCGCCAGACGUCCCCCGCAACCGCCUCCACCGCCUCAAGCCACACGUCGUCGACCGUCUGCAGCUGGUGGCAUUUCGAGGGCCGCAUCCCCGAGACGACCUUGGCGUGCAUCGGGCAUCUCCUCUCGAGGCGCGACGCAAGCAACGACAUAGUCAUUAGUGUGGAGGUGGAGAAGCCCGGCCGCGAAGGACUGCGAGACCUGGCCGCCAUGGCCGAUGUUGUCUUUUACUCCAAAUCCUGGGCCGAGGAUACGACAGUGCUGAAGCCUGCCUUCGUGGUGAAGCCGCGUCGCUACCUCAAGCCUCACUGCUUCUCUGCACAUGGGGUGCGCAGGGCGCUUCGGCGCUCGCUCCGGGGUCAGGGGACCAUGUCGUGUCUUGUCCGGCAUCGCCGGUCCGNGGCCAAGGUUGCGAGUAUGUAUUACGGGGCCGGCUACUAUGUCAACCCCCCCAACUCGGAUUGGUUUUACUUUCGUAUGCUAACGAAGGGCAGUGCGGUCGGCGCUGGCGAUACAUUUGUGGCCGGCAUUCUGUACAAACUGGUUUCACUAAGCGUACAGGAGGGAAGCCCGCACCUGGCCGUCAGCGAUGACACAGCCAGGGCAGCACUCGCGUUUGCUGUUGACCUGGCCACACGCAAAAUCCAGAUAGACGGAUUCCAGGGACUGGUUUAG